GAAAUCCUCUGGAUCUCUAGGGCAGACUGAGCCCCUUUAGACUUUGCUGUGUUGGUAUUAUACAGAGAUAAAGACUAGGUGUUAUAUUGGGUGUGUAUCUAUAAAAAUUCAAUCUCCUUAUUGCCGAUCCAGACAAGCAAAAACUUGUUAUAUAUACACAAUGAAUGGAAUGAGUUGACCUGCCUUUUAUUGUCAUUAGACGGAUUUUUAAACAAAGGAUUUGGUCUUGCUCAAGUGUUACAAACAAUCUCUGCAGAGUUUAUAUGCAAACCUUUAGAGAUCAAAACCAUCUCUGUUUAACAUGCCACAGAGUUUAUAGGGAACCUUUACAGAUCAAAACCAUCUCUGCUUUGUAAAUCAUGUUGAAUGUUGACCUUCACUAAACAUUUGUGCCUGGGAUUUAGAUUUGACCUGUGCAUGGAUGUGGUCUAUACAUCGAGCUUUAAUGGAACCAUCUGUUAAAAUCUCCAGUCUUUUUUCUGGAUCAUGUGGACCUCCAACAAGUUCGGCUGUUUUUAUGUGUCUGUUGUCUGCCGGUAUAACUUCCUUUGAGCGUGUCUCGUUUUCUGGAUAAAAUAUGAUUAAGACAUUUUCGCCCCAUAUGAUGGGAGGGAAAAGCCCUACCAAGCGUCCUCUAUACAGAAACCAAGAGGAGUCGAUGAAUUCUACAGCAUACCACAAUUAUCCCCCAAAGCCUUUCAUUAACGAUGAUUACCGAUUCGACCCUGCCAAACCCGUCAAACCCUUCCCUGAAAACAACAGAACAGCCGUUAUAUCAGCACUUAAGAAUCUCCAGGAUAAGAUCCGAAAACUGGAAGUGGAGCGAGGCACAGCAGAGAGCAACCUGAAAUCUCUGGCUGCCGAAACAACGAAAUACAAAAACAUCUUACAGAAAGAGCCACAAAAUGUUGCUGGCCAGUCAACUGUGUCCAAACAUACUCAAGAACUAGAAACUCAGUUAACGGCAGCUGAAAGUCGGAGCCAGCUGCUGGAGAAACAGCUGGAUUACAUGAGGAAGAUGGUACAGACUGCAGAAAAUGACCGACAGGAAGCGGUCAUCAAGGCUGCAGUGUCGGACAGAGUGGACAAGGUCAUACAGUCCCCAAAACAGCCUGGGCCCUCCCCAGAGUAUCUCAGGCAGCGAGAGAAACUCAUGGAACUCGAAAGGGAGCACCUGAGGCUCACAGCAUCUCAAACACUCUCAGAGAACAAAAUUCGUGAGCUGGAGGAGAAACUGCAGGAAGAGCGACAUCGACGUAGGGUAAUGGAAGAGAAAACUGUUGAGCAUGAAUCCAUGGCUGAGUCUGCCCGAAUCUUACAGAACGCAGAAAGCAUUGACAGACUAACACACAAAGCCAAGAAAACAAAGAAACGUCGGAAAGCGUCAGCUCACAAGAAACAGAAACAGUCGCCUCCUACCGAUCACAGCAAACACUACCGACUAAACCUUGCCGAAAUCCCUUUUGUAGCGGGGAAAUCCCUGACAGCUAGUCACUCAGUGGGUGCUAAUGUACAGCGGGUCCUGUCCCUAAUGAAAUCUCACAACAUGGCCCUGUGUAAUGGUCUGGACCACCACUCUAGAUCCUCCAGCCCAUCUUCUGGAUCCUCCAGCUCGAGUAGCAUAGACACAGACCUGGCGGAGCUCCUUCUACAGCUACAAGAUGAGUUCGGGCAAAUGAGCUGCGAACACCAGGAGCUGUCGCACGAGAUCAGUGAAGCAACGGACCCCCAGAUCAGGGAGGACUUGGAAAGGGAGCUGGAUGCCCUAGUGACCCGAAUGGAGGCCAAGAGUCAGCAGAUCUCUAAAAUCAGACGACAUCAAAGCAAAUUAGAUCUAAAGAAGAAGAAAAAGAAACCUAUAGACCACUCUAAACGUCGAUCAGCAUCAGCAAAUGCGUACAGUCAACAGAACGAUGAAGUGGAAGUGACUACUACGAUAAAAACGCGGGGGCGUUCGGCGGGGGUGGUACACGUGCAGCCCUCCAGUGCCCGGGAAGUGUCACUUAAUGUGCUAAGGGACAUGAAGAAAUUACAGACAACUUUACGGAAAGAUGAUUUAACCUGGGAAUAGCCAGAAGUGAUAUUAAGGAGCCUCUGUUUUCCAUUUUUCGACUGUGAUACUGCAUGUCCUGUGCGCUGGAAGGACGAGUCUCAUCGUUUCAUUUGCUCAGAAUGUUCCAAUAUUUCUUUGCUUUAAUCAUGGAUCACUCUUUUGUCGAUGUCGGUCUCCUGCUUGUUGUGAAUGAUAACAAUGGUCUUCGUUUUUAUACUGCCAAUACAUUUCACUGAUAUUACAGGAAACAUCAGAUUUUUGCAUUUCAUUUUUAUUUCAUAACUUUUGAAAUUAUGACAGAGAAUGACAAAUUUUGAAAUAUAAUUGAAACUUCUGCACAGCUUCUGCCUGCAGUUUGGCAGAAAUACAGAUAGACUAAAUUUCAGUAGGUGAUCAUAUCAAUAUUCUGUUCUUUGUUGUAGAAAAUCAUGAUAUUUUUUUAAAAGCUACUACUUUGAAUACAUUCUACACUGCUCUAUAUAAAGCAAAAUGUUUUGUUAUCAGAGCAAACAUUAACUUAUGCAUGUUAAAGGUCAGUUGAAAUGUGUGUGUUUUUUACAGAAGUAAUGUUCAAAUUAUGACAUAAUUCAUUGUUUUAGGGAUGUUUUGAUAAAUCUAACAUCUACAGUAUUUUCUUCAAGGUGACAAAUAUUUGAUAAAAUUUAGGUAUAGAAGUAAUGUGCAUUGAUAAUGAAAACAAUAAUAGCAAUGAUUGAAAACAAAGGAACUUUUAGAUAAGACUGUUAAGAAAUGGAUCCUUUUUAUUUCAAAAUGUUAAACUGUAGAUCACGAAUGGUGCAUUCUGUAGAUAUUGAUAUUGUGAACAACAAAGUAUCGAGCAGCCAUACCCAAUUACAGCAUGUAGACUUUUAUAUGGGAUUGGAUCCUUUGAACAAGUUAAUUCUUAUCUCUAUUAUAAAUUAUGACUUGUACAUAAAUCAUAUAUUUAUAUACAUGUAAACAUUAAAAUUUUACCUCAAUAAAAGGUCUGAAAAUACAGAUA
Ostrea edulis (European flat oyster) is the source of this 3056-nucleotide messenger RNA. RefSeq names its product centrosomal protein of 57 kDa-like. The transcript has 9 exons. Lineage: Eukaryota; Metazoa; Mollusca; Bivalvia; Ostreida; Ostreidae. The record is from RefSeq and is a predicted model, not a curated record. Gene Ontology annotation, molecular function: gamma-tubulin binding; microtubule binding; identical protein binding. Bases 578 to 2071 code for a protein of 497 amino acids. Gene Ontology annotation, cellular component: centrosome.